Messenger RNA from Symbiodinium necroappetens, 6601 nucleotides. Lineage: Eukaryota; Dinophyceae; Suessiales; Symbiodiniaceae. The record is from the annotation of a GenBank genome assembly.
GUCGCCCGUGGUGGAGUUCGAGGACGCCACCUUUUACAUGAUUCUGCGCAAGUGCUACAGAGCAUGGGUGUUCAUGAUGGAGUACAUGAUUCACGACAAGGUCCUCAUCAAGAGCAAGAACGGCGACCUCUACACGAUCAGCCGCGAGGACAUCACCCAGAUCAAGGACGGGGACUUCGACACGAUCAGCCGCAAGGACAUCAGCCAGAUCAAGGACGGGGACUUCUACAUGAUCAGCCAGCAGGACAUCAGCCAGAACAAGGACGGGGACUCCACUUGGCUCAGGCCAGAGGGAUCGUCAUAUCUGAAGUUGCACUCUUCGUUUCCCCCGGAGUUUCGUGCCAAGCCCGGGGAAUCGUGGAAGGACCAUUGGAGGUCGGUUGAGUUCUGGCUGGCCUCCGAAGGAUCCAAUCUUCCUCCAGGAAUACGGGCAUCGCGGCCGAUGCAGCAGCUGAAGGAGAGGGCCGGGAAGAUUGUCAACCACUUGAGCGUGACAGAGGUCACGGGUCCCGACGGAGUGGAAGUGAUCCGACGGGAGAUGGAAAAGAGCCCUAUAAUCAAGUUGCUCGAGCACAAGGAGGUGGACAAGAAGCGGCAAAAGUUUAUGAGACUGGGUCGCUACCCGAAGGAGUCGCUCGAGUCUUUCAUCAACCGGGCGUCGAUCUACCGGCACGAGAAUGACGCAUGCCAGAACUACCGCGUGGGCACGAAGUUCUAUUUGGGUCACUUGAUGGAUGCGGCUCGACUAACCCGGAAAGAUGAGGCCCUGAUCAAGACGGCUUCGGGAGGGCUUCAUGAUGAAGGUCGGGUGAUCAAUGCAAUGCUGGAGCUGUCGGAGCAGCUGGAAGGCCUUCCGGGAUAUCCUAUAGGUCGUGGCGAGCCUGAACUUCCCGACGAGGACCGCUACCUGGUGCAGAAAGACAAGGACCACGGCGACAAGACCCACCGCCGUGAAGAUCGAGGACGACGACCGUUCCGAGAUCACCGCGGAGGUCAGGAUCGCCGGGGACGCUGGGGAGGCCGUAUGAAGAAGUUGAAGCAAGUUUUUCAUGCCAUCCUCGAGGACAACGAGGACUCCGACUCUGCUGAUGGUUCCUCCUCGGGGUCUUCCAGGUCCGAGCCGAAUGACGAGGAGGCCAGAGACGGGCCGGUGCCGAACAAGGAGGAGGACACCUCAGAAGGCUCGAUGCCGGCCGAAGUGUACGCCCAAGAGUACAAGGCGAAGAAGAAGGUGAACGAGCUGAAGCAGAUGAGGCAAUAUUUCCAGCGUGGCAAUGCCGACAAGACCAAAGCCUGGGUCAAGGAGCAGCAGAAGAAAGUCGACGAGAGCCAGGACGAGCAGGAGGAGACGGAAUCGCCGACCCUUCCGACGGUGAGCCACCACCGAGUUCCCGAACAUCACCGGAUGGACCAUGCAGACGAGGAGGAGCUGAGGACUUCUUGGGAGCAGGUGGGCUUGGAGGAGGGAUCACGCAGCGAGACCGAGACGAAGGCCGAGCCGUCGACACGUCGUCGAACUCCAGGCCAUGUGAGGGCCUUGGGCCGUUUGCUGAAGGCCCGGUCAAAGUCGGCGGAGAACCGCAAGCCUCGCGUCCGGACCGAGAGAAAGGCUACCCCCUCCCCGAGGAGAAGGGCAUCGAGGAUGGAGACGCGAUCCCCUCAAGGAACCCGGACGCCGACGAGGAGCACAACGUCGUCUACGACGAAGGCGUACCUGGAGGCGCAAGCGGCCGAGCUGGAGGAGCAGUUGUGGCCGUACAUGGACCCAACGUCGAUCCGGGUCGAGGGCUCCAAGGCGACAAAAGCGUACUGGGUGGAGAAGAUUCGUUUAAUGGAGGAGGAGCUGUCGCACUGCCUGGCGCCCGGACCUAUGGAGCUGGACAAGCUGAGCAAGACUGGCGAAGACGACUUGGAGGAGGUGAUCGACUCGGAAGUCAAGGACAAGACGAGAGCAACGACGAGAAAGAAGACGGCGGCGCCGAAGUCUUAUUCGACAGCCGAAGCCAGUGCAGCGUCGACUCGGACCACGAAGGCAAAAGCUCCUCCUCGCCAAGGUGCCCUGACCGACCUGGCGGCACCUUUCCCCUCCCUGUCGAACAAGUUCUCCGAGGACGUGGUGAUCAACAUGAUGUUGAGUCUGCAAGGGAAGCUGUUUGCUUUCAAGUGGAAGACGUUCCUCAUGAUGCUGAGGGUGAAAAUGGCGGUGAACCGGGAGAUGGGCCCCUCCGUGGGCUGGCGGAGGAAUCCCAAGUGGCUGAUGCAACUGCUGGGAAGGGAAUGCGCAAGCAUCUGGGGCCACAUGGGGGCCGCGAGGCAGUUGUGCAACAGACUCGCGGCUGCCCGAAAGAUCCUCUGUUUGUUGACCUUGGCGGCCACCUUCACCUAUAGAUGGACGGCAGUGGAAGUGUUCCGAACAGGGACCCCGUGGAAUGAUUGCCAGACGGAGCAGGCCUGGGAGAUGAGCGAGCCGUUCUGGACGGAGAACAGGGUGCCGGGAGCCAAGGAAUGCCGGCGUUUACGUGAGCAGGUGGAGAAAAAGGUCCCCGACGUGAUCUUCAUUGCCCCGCCUACGGGACCAUUCUCCUCGUGGACCAGGGCGUCGACUAAGGACUUGCGAGAACAGAAGGCCCGAUACUGGCCACUGUGGGAAAUGAUUCACAAGUUGUGGCAGUGGCAAACUCGACGCGGGCGCCUCGUUUAUCUCCAGAUGCCCGCGGGCUCACAUGUUCCCGGCCCUGGUGAAAUGCAAGAAUGCUAUCAUGCCGGUGGAAGUGAACUGGGAACCGAAGGGAAGAUCGACUGGGCAGCCGGAGAUCGUGAGGCGGUGUAUGAGACGCAGGCCGACCUUUGUAUGUAUGAGCACCGCGACCCGGAAACCCUCAAGUUCUACAAGAAGGCCGUGAAGAUUGAAACGAACGAUGCGGCCUGGAGCUCUUGGCUGGGAGCCCACAGCCGUUGCACUCAUGGGCCUGGACGGCAUCAAGAAGUAGUUGGGUUCGCUUCUGGACCAGAUGGACAGCUAUGCAGCCGGGCAGAGCUGGCGGGGAGAUGGCCACGGAGUUGGGCAUCGCGGCUGCUGGACACUGCCCAGGCUGCACUCGAGGCCAGAUGCUGCAUGCCUCCUGACGUGACUUUGCAUCAAGAAUGUCCGGGUCAAGUGGAGUGGGAGGAGGCCGAAGUAGAUAGCUACAUACCUCCUGACAUGACUUUGCAUCAAGAAUGUUCGGGUCAAGUGGAGUGGGAGGCGGUGCCGGUAGAGAUCGAGAAUUCGCCUGAAGGUCUUCUCAGGCAACGGUUGGGCGAGGUCACCGGCGACCAGUACGACUACAUCUACUUUGAAGGACAUGUGUCAAACGCCAAGCUCAAGCGCAUGCUCCACCUCAACGGGGCGAAGGACCACCUUUUGGCCGCAGCCGGAGACCUACGUUGCCAGGUAUGCCAAUCCGUGGUUCCACCACGGACAGUUCCGAGGGCAGCAUAUGACCGCCCCAGCCGUUUCAACGAACGAGUGGUAGUGGAUGUGUUUUUCAUUUGGGACUCGGCCAAGACCAAAUACGCAGUGGUGCAUGCAGUGGAUGCUUUUGCAUUGUACCAGGUGGCCACCUUGAUGCAUACAGCGAGGGCGGACUUGGUGGGCCACUUCCUCAAGAACUAUUGGAUUGGCGUGUUUGGGCCCCCGGAUGUGAUUAUGAGCGACGGCGGCAACGAGUUUGCGGCCGAGACCGAGGGCUUGUUGCGGGCCUAUGACAUCUUUCACGAGAUUGUGCCCCCGGCGGCAAAGUGGAGAAUGGGUUUGGCGGAGAGGCACGGCGCCGUGCUGAAGCUCCUCAUUAUGAAGACGGUGCAGGCCACGACCGCCAAGGGCUACAGCGAGACGAAGGAGUGUGUGAUGGCGGCCACGGCGGCACGCAACCGCCAAUCACGGAUCAGCGGGUUUUCACCGACCCAGAUUGUCCUGGGAAAGGAUGUGGCGAUACCCUCCUCCUUGCUGGGACAGAUCGAGAAAGGCCACUUCAAGUAUGUGCUCAACCAGGACCUCUCCUUUGACGAGGCCAGGAGGCGGAACGAACAGAUCCGUCAGGCUGCGGAGCACGCCUUUGUCUGGGCGGACUCGAGUGAAACGCUGAGGCGAGCGAUCAACUCGCGAUCCCGUCAUCCCCGUCUGGAGAUGCUGUAUGAGGGGGCCACUGUCUACUACUACGACCCGCCUGCUUCCCGACGCGGACUCCCGAAGAGGCUGCAAGAUCAAGAUUCGUGGUCGGGCCCAGGCGUUGUGGCAGCGCUGGAGAGGAGAGAUGGCGCCAUUCGGCGCGUCUGGAUUCGCUACCGGAGCAAGCUGAAGGGCGUGCCGCUCGAAUAUGUCAGGUUGGCUGCCUUGGAAGAGGUUGAGUCUUCCCGGGUUUGUCAACAGGCGCUUCAAGAAGUGGAAAAGGAGCUACAAGGGGGACGACCGGAGGUGGAAGAGAUGGUGGAGCCCGAGGUGACGAAUCCAGACCCUCCACUUUUGGAGUUCAGUGGAGAUGAAGAGGAGGAAGCACCGGCAGAACCUCCUCCUCCUGCGUCCAGUUUGGAUGACGUCCCGGCUCAGCUCCAUCGAGAUCACAGUCCACUUUACAGGUUGCCGCAAGCCGGGCAGCCCCCUUCCAAGAAAGUGCGAUUCGAGGAAGGGAAGGAGCGUACAGAAGAACAUCUACGAAAAAUGAAGACCAGGCUUCAACCAGAACCUGCGAGUGGAGCCCGGCCCACAUCGGCUGCACCCUCGUCGGCAAGUACCAGGCCUGGACCCUAUUCGGUUCCGAAAGCAGCUCCUCCCCAGAAGCCAGCGAGUCACCGGGGCCCGGGCAUUCUGUAUGCCAGUGCCAAAUGGGAGUUGGAAGGAGCUAUGCGGAUGCAGAGGUGCAUGCUUCAAGAAGCCAAGGGGGACAAAUGGGAUGUACAUGCCUCCGAGGCCGGACGCCUGACGGAUGAGAUUGUGCAGGCGGUGGACAAACUACAAGUGAAGCCGGUCCCGAGCCAGAUCGAGCAGCCAGACGCCAUCGACGUCUACAUCGACAACCAGGCAGUGGAGCCCGUCCCCAUGGAACAGAUGGAACAGGAGCUCGAGAAGGCGCGGUUGAAGGCGAGAUGGGUGCUGGCUGGCCACCUGGACAAGGAGGCCGGAAAGUAUGCGACGGAGGGAGAACAUCUGAGUGAUGAAAGGGUGGUCUACAUUCGGAUGCCCAGAGGAUACCCUGAGGACGUGGCCACCCACCUGCUUCAACGUUUGGGCGGGAGACUUCCUGGAGGAAUUCGGACUGACUUGGUCCGUUUGACAAAGGGAGGUUUUGGUCUCUCAGAGUCUCCGCGAUUAUGGUACCUUCGUUUGAGACGAGGCCUCAUAGACGUGGGACUGAAGGAACUCAAGCUGUCGCCCGGCACCUUUGUCUUUCACCACCGAGGCGAACUUCGAGGAAUCGUGGCCGUGCACGUGGAUGACUUGAGGAUAAGUUUUGAUCCUAAGUUUGAGUAUGUGCUGGACAAGUUGCGUCAGGCCUUUUCGUUUGGAGAGUGGAAGUCGGCCCUCACCGAAACGGUCAAGUUUUGCGGACGUUGGGAACGACAGUGCGCUGAGACCUUCCAGGUGACGGUGACGAUGGACGGCUAUGCCCACAAACUGGUGGAUCCCCCUCAGCGAGCACCCGGGGAUCGACAACCUCUUACAGAUGCCGAGAAGAAGUGGGUGGCCUCGGUUGGAGGCCAAAUCAACUGGAUGGCCAGGCAGGGACGAGCCGACCUGGCGUUCGGGAUAUCCAAGGUGCAGCAGAUGGCCGGGGCCAAGGAUCCCGAAACGCUGAAGGCUCUGCUCCAGCUGGUGAAGAAAGCUCGUGAGCCCUACAGUUGUAUCUUCCAGGCCCUUCCCGGCGGCUUUGACGACAUGAUCUUCCUCGCGGUAAGUGAUGCCUCGCAUGCGGCCAUGCCGAAGGGGAGGUCCCAAGGAGGCAUGAUGAUCUUGAAUGCCUCGGAGAAGAUCUUAGAUGGGGAAGCGCAAGUGAACUGUUUGUUGUAUCACAGCGCCGUCCUCAAGAGGGUGGUGCGCAGCAGCUUGGCGGCGGAGAUCUCUCAGGCGGCGGAGACCCUCGAGCAGUGCGACUUCGUGAGGGCGAUGAUGGCGGAGAUCGUGGAUGUCAAGUUCACUUUGGGCCAGUGGCUGUGGAGUGCAAGCCGGUGGCGCGAAAUCCUGGUCUUAGACUCGAAGACAGGAUACGAUGUUCUGAACAGCAUAAGCCACGGCGAGGACAAGAGGCUGGCCAUUGACAUCGCGAUCUUGAAGGAGUCGUUGUACGAGCCCCAUAGCAACAGAUGGGUGCGUUGGGUGCCCGGCAUGACGAUGCCAUCCGAUGGCCUCACGAAGGAGUACGGGAAUCCGAUGAGGGAUGCCGUAAUGCAAGGCGGCACCUGGAGUCUACGAGAUUCCCCUGAGGCUCAGCGACUUCGAGAAGAGGCCGGUCACCGAAAACGAAAAUGCCGUGACCGAGCUCGAGAGCGCGAGCAGGAGAUCGAGGCCCUUCGGCAGGCGACGACAGCAGCUCCAAAGGGGGUUGGUGUCAAAGUAGGCAUAUAG